AUGAAAACACUGGAUGAUCAAGAAAGAACGACCCUUCAUUCGUUGUGCGGCCGCACGAUUGUCAAAGUCGGGGACAACCUCGUCGUGAAAUCGGGCGAUAUUCGCGCCCACGAAGCCGAAACACUUCGUUUCAUUGCUGCAAACACGACAAUACCCGUGCCCAAAGUCCACGAUGUCCAGUGGGAAGAUGGCAAAGCCGUGGCUAUCGUGAUGGAUUACAUACCUGGCAAGCGACUCGAUGAAGCAUGGGGUACUUUGAACUCCGAUCAGAAGCUAUCCAUCGCCUCCGAGCUUCAAUCCUUCAUAAAUCAACUUCGCGAGUUGAAGGGUAGCUACAUCGGAGCUAUCAAUCGUGGCAAAGCUAUAAUUGGACAUAUUGCGUCAAUUGAAGGCGGACCUUUUGAUUCCGAGCAGCACUUCAACGAGUUUAUCCUGGGAGAUAUCAUCCCAUCAGCACCGGCUAUGCUACGACAUCAUGCCAAAUUUGCGCUUAUGAAUGACCAUGAGAUUGUUUUUACCCACGCCGAUUUCUCCCCGCGUAAUAUCCUAGUCGAAGAAGGCCGGGUCACAGCCAUCAUUGACUGGGAAUAUGCUGGCUGGUAUCCAGAACACUGGGAAUAUAUGCAGGCGCUUCAACGACUGAAGCCGAUGCCCGACUGGCCAGAAUAUUUGUCACUUAUUCUUCCACCCCGCUACGAGAGAGAAUACAUAGGCAUGUCUUUCCUAACUCGCCUUUUAACCCAUUAG
This is a messenger RNA of Penicillium olsonii, 747 nucleotides long. NCBI's taxonomy places the organism in Eukaryota, Fungi, Ascomycota, Eurotiomycetes, Eurotiales, Aspergillaceae. The record is from the annotation of a GenBank genome assembly.